Penicilliopsis zonata CBS 506.65 is the source of this 1215-nucleotide messenger RNA. RefSeq lists its product as hypothetical. Bases 164 to 1165 code for a protein of 333 amino acids. The record is from RefSeq and is a predicted model, not a curated record. The transcript has 3 exons. Gene Ontology annotation, biological process: carbohydrate metabolic process. Gene Ontology annotation, molecular function: hydrolase activity, hydrolyzing O-glycosyl compounds. Lineage: Eukaryota; Fungi; Ascomycota; Eurotiomycetes; Eurotiales; Aspergillaceae.
UGCUAGACAACCACAUUCCAGUCGUCAAACAAGCUCGAUUCUUUCGAUUUCUUCGUGUCCCUUUCCAUCGCUUUGUCGAGUGCUGAACGCCGUCUUGUUCACUCAACACAACACCCCAACAAGACGACGAAUUCAUCCAGAGGUCGCUCUCUGGUAGCCCAGGAUGAGCCCUUUCAACAUUUGGAGCGCUCUACUGCUGCUCCUCUACAGCACCAGUACGACUGCUUCUGCCAUGAACCAGCAAAGUAGGAUCUUUGAGCAUCAACAGCAACAGCAAGCAAAACAACAAGGAUACUCUGGCAAUCCGAUCUUCCCUGGCUGGUACGCAGAUCCGGAAGCGCGCAUCUUCGAGCAACAAUACUGGAUCUACCCAACCUACUCGGCUGCCUACGAGGAACAGACCUUCUUCGACGCAUUCUCGUCGCCCGACCUGAUCACCUGGACGAAACACCCCCGAAUUUUGAAUUUCAGCGACGUGCCCUGGUCGACCAACCGCGCGGCCUGGGCGCCUUCUGUGGCCGAGAAGCACGGCCAGUACUACAUGUAUUUUUCGGCGGGCGAUGGCGCAGGCAUCGGGGUCGCGACCUCCACCACUGGACCCGGUGGCCCCUUCUACGACGCCAUCGGGAAGCCGCUGGUCGCCAACACGACGUACGGGGCGGAGCCGAUCGACGCCCAGAUCUUCCUCGACGAUGACGGGCGCAACUGGCUGUAUUUCGGCGGAUGGGGCCAUGGGGUGGUCGUGGAGCUAGAGGACGACAUGGUAACGCUGAAAGGCGACUACCUCGAGAUCACACCCCCAGACUACGUCGAAGGUCCGUGGAUGUUGAAAAGGGACGGCGUGUAUUACUACAUGUACAGCGUGGGGGGAUGGGGAGACAAUUCCUACGGCGUGCAGUACGUCACCGGGUCCUCUCCUACCGGGCCCUUUUCGAAGACAGCGACCAAGAUCCUGACUGGCGACGCCAACAUCGGCACCAGCACCGGCCACAACAGCGUCGUCAACCGUGGCGACGACUAUUAUAUUGUCUAUCACCGGCGAUACCCUAACAAUACCCAGCUGAACGACCGCAUUGUUUGCAUCGACCGCAUGUUCUUCGAUGAGAACGGGGCGAUCAAGCCUGUGCACAUCACCACCGAGGGAGUCGAAGCCAAUGCGUUGUAACUGAGACACAGGCGGAUGAUAACGAUUAGGUACAACCUGUAUAUGCGUAG